AUGGUACAUCUCAAUUGUAAUGACAAGCUAUAUAGCAAAACGGAGUUGUAUCGACCCUUUGGUGAUUCAACAUUGGAUAAUAUGUAUAGAGUACCUUUGAAUUAUUUUAAUCCUCCGUCGAGGGGUCUGAAUGGUAAUCCUCCUCAUACAUCCCACGAGGAGAGAGCGAAUAGUGCAGUUAUUACUACAAAUGAGGAGGAGGAGAAGAAAAAAAAAAAAAAAAAAAAAAAGGCAAAAAUUCACAUGUGCUACAAUUGUAAGGCAUCCACGACUGGUGAAAUAAAAAGUACCCCCGACAAUACCAUCUACGUGAAUGACAAAUAUAUUAAUAAUUCCAAAAAGGGAAACUACAAACAUGCAAUGAUAAAUGUUAGAACAGAUGAACAUUCUACAGAAAGUGAUUACUCAGAUGCUAUUGAAGACACUGUUCCUAAUGUGGACAAAUGGAAGAAACCUCGAAAGAUAUUUAUGGGGAAAUAUUUUUUUUCGGAGAUAGAUAAUAGUUUGUUGCAUCCUUGGCAUGUGUGCCCCUCUACUACACCUCAGUCGGGUGUAGUGAACCCUCGCCUUGACUCCUUGCAUUAUUCAAUAUGGACGAAGAAAAAGGGACGAGGAGAGUGUGUAAAACCGGAAAUUAUCGUUCGAUUUUAG
Molecule: messenger RNA, 651 nt
Organism: Plasmodium knowlesi strain H
Lineage: Eukaryota; Apicomplexa; Aconoidasida; Haemosporida; Plasmodiidae
Product: conserved Plasmodium protein, unknown function
Exons: 1
Coding region: 1-651 (216 amino acids)
Source: RefSeq, a predicted model, not a curated record